AGAAGUACCAUCCUCAGUUAGGCUUGAUAACUUAAGAUAUCUAUAUAUGAGUAAUACCAACAUCAAGAGUUUUCCGGAUUUAUUCCAAUGCUUUCCAAACUUGCUUGACCUUAGCGUUGAUGGUUGCAAGAACCUUGAAAUGCUGCCAGAGCUCCCUCGUUCACUCGAAGGCCUCAAUGCCGAUGAUUGCCAUUCCCUUAAGAAGAUAUCAGGUGGCAUAUUCAAUCCAAAUUCCGUUGUCACAUUCGCAAACUGCGUGAAUUUGGAUGAAACAUCUGUGCAAGAUGUCAUCCAACGGUGGAGUUGUGAAUUGGUAGUGUUGCCAGGUGAAAAAGUGCCGCCAUACUUUGAUCACCGGAGUAGUGGAAGUUCUCUAACCGUCAAGUUGGGCGAGAUGCCACGUUCUCCUCUCUUGGUAUUUGAGCCAUGCAUUCUGCUUGCUGACCAGGAAUGGUGUUAUGGUGAAGUGCGGCUAGACUGUUGCCUCAGAGGCAGUCAUGGGGUUAUCAUUCGAAAGAGCUUUCGUUGGAACACACAUGGAAGUCUUUCAAUUGUACCGAAUCAUCUCUGUAUACUUGGCUGUGCCUUGCUACACAAAGCCGACAAUCCCGCAGCUGAACUACCCUUCAACCAUGUCGUGUUCAAAUUCCAUGCCUCCCAUGCCGUCGACAUAAAAGAAUGUGGUGUACGGCUCUUUGAACACAGCACAAUACCUCCGGAUGAGUGGCUUAUCCAACCAUUUAAUUGCGGAGAGCCUAUAAGCAUAAGCAGCGACCGGGAAACAAGCAAUGAGGCUGGACAUAGCGAAGCGUCGGAAGACUCUGAAAGUGCAUACGAUGGUGGUGAUGGCUUUCAAACUGAAAAUGAUGAGUCAAUGCCGAGGAAGCGAACAGGAAUCGGUCCAUGAAUAUGAAUACAACGAAGAGAGGCAAAGAGGGAUUGCGGUGGUAGUGAUUAAUAUUCAUUUUUUCUAAUUUUUUUAUUUAACUCACAUUAAAAUUCAUUUUCUAAAAAAAACUGCCUUCGUGCCUUGUAUUAGUUAAAUGUGUAUCUUAGUAAACUAAUUGUAACUUAUUCUACAAAAUGCAAAUUCAAAGA
Molecule: messenger RNA, 1098 nt
Organism: Tarenaya hassleriana
Lineage: Eukaryota; Viridiplantae; Streptophyta; Magnoliopsida; Brassicales; Cleomaceae
Product: disease resistance protein RML1B-like
Exons: 1
Coding region: 47-907 (286 amino acids)
Source: RefSeq, a predicted model, not a curated record